Molecule: messenger RNA, 2060 nt
Organism: Mustela erminea (ermine)
Lineage: Eukaryota; Metazoa; Chordata; Mammalia; Carnivora; Mustelidae
Gene: ZNRF2
Product: zinc and ring finger 2
Exons: 5
Coding region: 22-756 (244 amino acids)
Source: RefSeq, a predicted model, not a curated record
CCGGCCCGGGGCAGGGCGGCCAUGGGCGCCAAGCAGAGCGGCCCGGCCGCUGCUAACGGCCGCACCCGCGCCUACUCGGGCUCGGAUCUACCUUCCAGCAGCAGUGGAGGCACCAAUGGGACCGCGGGCGGCGGCGGCGGCGGCGGCAGCAGCGGGGCGCGGGCCGCGGCCGCCGGGAGGUUUCCGGCUCAGGUGCCCGGCGCGCACCAGCCCAGCGGUUCGGGCGGCGCCGCGGCGGCCUCAGCGGCCGCGCGCAGUCGCUCCCUCGGCGGGGCCGUGGGGAGCGUGGCGUCGGCGGCCCGCGCGGCACAGUCCUCCUUCAGCAUCCCCAACAGCAGCAGCGGCCCGUACGGCUCGCAGGACUCGGUACACAGCAGCCCCGAGGACGGCGGCGGCGGCGGCGGAGGCAGAGACCGGCCGGCGGGCGGGGGCCCCGGCGGGCCGCGUCUGGUGAUCGGCUCCUUACCAGCUCAUCUCUCGCCGCACAUGUUUGGAGGAUUUAAGUGCCCCGUAUGUUCAAAAUUUGUACCUUCAGAUGAAAUGGAUUUGCAUCUUGUGAUGUGUUUAACAAAGCCAAGAAUAACCUAUAAUGAGGAUGUACUGAGUAAAGAUGCUGGGGAAUGUGCAAUAUGUCUUGAAGAAUUGCAGCAGGGAGAUACUAUAGCACGACUGCCUUGUCUAUGCAUAUAUCAUAAAGGCUGCAUAGAUGAAUGGUUUGAAGUAAAUAGAUCUUGCCCUGAGCACCCUUCAGAUUAAGCAUCAGCUUCCUGUUUUAUAGGUUUUCUUGUCUUUCCAAGAUGCUUGAAAAACUGAGAGGAUAUGAGGAUCUGUCUCUGGAAAAAGAAAAAACUGCAGGCAUACUCAGCCAGAAAUCUGAGUUCUGUGAGACUUGGUAAUGCAGAGAUGGACAAUCAUACAGGGGGAUAACCCUGCUAAAGAGAGGACAGUUGCCACAGAACUCAGUGUACCAAACCAUGCAUAUAAAGGACACACAGGGAUUUUGAAAAUGCUGCACAUCCCUUAAUAGUCAUCUACAUAGGUAACACUGAUAAACAUUUUGUAUUCAGACGCCAAAGUUAACUGAUUUAGAAGUUGAUUUUAUUAAGUUCUGUAGAGCUGCACAACUAGUUGUGGUUUGACUUGGUUUUUAGUUGGGGGUCACUUUAUUUUUCCCCAACACGAUGUUUCUGCAUUCAUCUAUUCUUAAACUGAAGACCGCAUAAUGUACUUCUUAUAAAUUAAAGUCUUAAAUGUGAAAAACAAGAAAUGUAAUCAAGCAGUAAAACAUUGUCUGAAUGUAGACCAUGAUCUCAAGUUCUUCUGUUUUUUUCCCCCAAGAGUGGAAAAUAGACUUCUGCAUAGGAGAGCUAAGAUAUGUUAAUAUUUGAAAUUAAAGGUGUAACAGUACCAGAAUGCAGUCCAAAGAGUAAAUCAGGUUACAUAGUUACAUUUUAAUGAACUAAAUCUAAGAUUGUUGAUUGAAUUGCAAUUUGUUAAAUCUAUUAUUUCCUCCUAAGUAAAACCGCUCAAUAGUUAAUCAGUAAUGAAUCAUCUUGCAGCUAUGCAACUUUUUAAAAAAAUACAAAUUACCAAUUUUAAGUGCUGCCAGCUAUAAUAACUUUGUUUUAACGGGUAUUUUUAUUUGUUCUCUUCAUGUAAUUAUUUUAUUGUGCUUUGCAUCUCCAGACAGUUUUCCCACAUUUGGGUAGAAUGUUUAGCAGGUUGUAAACUUCGUAACUUAUGAAAAGGGUAAAAUAAAAUUUUCUUGAGUGGAACUUGGAAUAAUUUGAGGGACAUUUUAUAUACUUUUAAAAAUCAGAAUUUAAUCGGGAUGCCAGAUUUAUAGCAAUUUGCAUCUUUAAUUUUCCAGAUAAUCUGGAGGGUAGUGUUUGAUAAAUGAUUUUUUAAAGCAAAUAUGAAGAUUUUGUUAAUUUAUAAUUUAUUAAUGUGUUAUUACUGUAAUUGAAAAUGUUAUAGAGACUUUUAAAUUCAGUCUUGUGUAGAAAGAAAUGUAUUAAGCAAAAUUAUGUGAAUAAAUAUUCCCAUAAAAUACAUCUGAA